This is a messenger RNA of Colletotrichum destructivum, 876 nucleotides long. Its product is annotated as Putative EF-hand domain-containing protein. The record is from RefSeq and is a predicted model, not a curated record. The transcript has 2 exons. NCBI's taxonomy places the organism in Eukaryota, Fungi, Ascomycota, Sordariomycetes, Glomerellales, Glomerellaceae. The coding region runs from base 1 to 876 and encodes 291 amino acids. Gene Ontology annotation, cellular component: cytoplasm; myosin II complex. Gene Ontology annotation, biological process: mitotic cytokinesis; actomyosin structure organization. Gene Ontology annotation, molecular function: cytoskeletal motor regulator activity; myosin heavy chain binding; calcium ion binding.
AUGAAUUUUGACCUGAAGAACCCACAACAGGCAAUGCCCGCUGGCUACAAACCUUCUCCACUAGGGCCUCAUGGCUCUCCUCGCAGCUCUCCGUUUAGAAGACCAGAAUCUCCAGCAUCACCAUCAGCAGUGCGACAGCCCUCGACCCAAGUGACGCCCUUUGGGUCGCCGACGAAAGCAUCAUACGCAACCAACAACGGCCGCUUCGGCAACCCAACCACGCCGACCAACACGGCCGACAGCCGCACGCCUCGAGUGCGAACCCCGACUGCUGAGACCACGAUGGCCUCGCCACAGCCGCUCCGGCCGGGUCUGAAGAAGACAAUAAGCCACGGGAAUGCACUCUCGCAUCUGCAGCCUGCCCAAGUCAGGCAGCUCCGAGAAGGCUUUGAAGUCCUGGAUCGUGACAGUGACGGCAUCAUCAACAGGGAAGAUGUAGCGGACAUGCUCAACCAGCUGGGCCUGCCGUCCAGCGCAUCGGAUGUGUCACAAUUCUUCCCUCCAUCAACGCCUCAAACGAUGACAAUGGCCGCCUUCCUCAACUCCCUGGCAACCAUGUUAGCAUCAUUAUCGCCUCAGUCCGAGCUUCUUUCGGCAUUUUCUGCAUUCGACGACGACGACAGUGGGCAGAUAGACCUCGCCGAGCUGCGGGAUGCACUACUGCACACGGCUCCGGAGCCCGGCGAGCGACCAUUGACGGAGGCCGAGGUCGAAAAGGUGAUUGAGGGAUUCACAGGCAGAAGGGCGUUCAACCGCAACAUGCAGGGCGGGCUGGGCAACCGUCGUGAGGUCUUCAGAUAUCAAGACUUCGUCAACUCCAUCAUGGGGACCAACACGGCGUCAGAAGCGGCGUCGGCCGAGGGAUCUGAAGAUUGA